This is a messenger RNA of Zonotrichia leucophrys gambelii, 9527 nucleotides long. It is a transcript of the gene CCDC71, whose product is annotated as coiled-coil domain containing 71. The transcript has 2 exons. The record is from RefSeq and is a predicted model, not a curated record. Bases 1854 to 3026 code for a protein of 390 amino acids. Lineage: Eukaryota; Metazoa; Chordata; Aves; Passeriformes; Passerellidae.
CGGGAGCCGGCGCGGGCCGAGCGCGGGUGCCGCACCCCCUGUCUGCACCAAUCACCUCCCGCAGCCCUGCCGGGAGGGGCCGGCCCAGGCGGUCUGCCCGCCCCGGGGUCCCUCCGGCCGGCGGGCCGAGCCGUGGGAGGGUGCAGCGGGAGCGAGGGACGGGCGCUCGGGAAGGGGCAUCGCCCGCUCCGAGGGGCGGGCCAGAAGGAGAGGCCGAGCGAGGACCUGGCGACCCCGUCGAGCCCUCCCUGGGACUGCGCACCGGCCUCCGGCUCCACAGGCUGCCCCAGCCCCGCGUCUCGGCCCUGCCGGCAGCCGCUUUCCCCUGCGGUGCACCGGGAGAGCCCUUUCCGUGCUCGGACAGCCGGGCCUCUAAACCGGUGCUAGCCUCGACCUUCCGGUGCUGUGCUCGCACCGUGCCGGGAGUGCUGUGCUCCCGUAGCCCCCCACAGCAGUGUGGCACGGGAGGGAGCCUGCUGUCAGGAGGGCAGACUGUCCCGGGGUGCGUCUGCUCUUGGCCGGCUUUCCUCCAAUACAGCUGGCACUGCACCAAACAGCACCGAGCGGUUGGAUGGUGGAAAGUACUGUUCCCAUGAAAUGUCACAGCCAGAACACCCCUUCAGAUGUCCCAGCUGCUCCCGGGCUUGCUGCAGCCUGAAGAUGAACCAUCUUGCAGCCUGUUGAGCACAUGUCGCUACUUGUGCUUCUUGGUCUCUGCCUCACCACAUCAAAAUUACCAUUACACCUUCUCUGGCUUUCCUGUGCCUGGCACUGCUUGGUCACUUUGGAGAUGGUGACUCUCAGUGCUGGCUGGUGACGCUGGCUGGGGCUCUGUGGGAUCACCUCCCUGCCUGCUUCCCCUCCUUCGUGGGAGAUCCCCCGCCUGCCUCUGAACAACUGCAUUAUCCUCCUCCAAAUCCCUCUUUGGCCGUGACGUCUGCAGAGCACUUGACUGAGAUUAGUCUGUCAUGUGGAGGUUCUUACUCCCCCACUGACCUGUGCUUUCCCUUCUGUGGCUGCUCUUGCCUUGUGUCUCUUCCCUGCUUGUGCAGCUGGCGGCAGCACGGGCUCUGCUCCUGUGCUGUGUGAGACCAGAGUUCUGGGGGAACAUGGAACAUGAGCAGUUCCUUGUUCUGGCUGCUCAAGCACUGACUUCUCCAUCACAGCUUUCUUGCCUGUGCACUGCCCUCUCCAGAACUGUCUCUGACACCACCUGCAUUUCCCUGAUCAGGUUUUUUAGCUGAAUCUUCAUUAUUAUUUUGACAGUAUCAAUAAAGCAAAAGAUUUUAUGUUGGUCUAGCAUCCAGCUGUGAAGCUGUGAGGCCACCAGGAUCAGAGUUCUCUUGAAGGGCUGCCCUUCAAGUCCUGCCUGGAGUGCCCUUUAGUGCCUAUUUUUUAUUGAAAGCAAUAAUUGAUGCUUUUAUGCUGGGCAGGCAGCUGCACAGUGCCCUGAGUGUGAUCCCAGUGUUGUCCCUCAGGCCUUUGUACACUUGGCCCUGGUGAUGCGUGUUUCCUUCAUACCGCCCUGCUUGAAUUUCCUGCUUCCUCCUCACUUGGCAGCAAGUGUCCUUGGAUCAGCACCAGUUUGCUGUGACAGCAAGUUGUGGACCGUUGUUCAAACAAGAGAACAGCAAGGAGCAGGGCUGCCUUGCCACAGCAUUCAGCAUCAACGAAGCACAACUGGAACAGCCUUCAGCCCUGCUGCCAGGUCUCCAGGAGGAAGCUGCAGCUUUGGCAGGGGACUCAGAAUCAAUUUUUGAGUGGCAUCAGUUUAGAAGCUGAGAAAUUGAAGGUGUCAAGGGUUGUUUUCCCAGUAAUUUGGACCUUUUUGAAGCACCUGCUUGCCUAAUGCCAUGAAUAUUGCAGUGAACCAUGAGGAAGAAAAAGCUGUCCAUUCCUGGUCAAGAAUUUCCUCUGCAGGACAGAAAGUUCUGGAGGAAGCCCUCCGAGUCUUCAACCCGAUGUCCAAGGAUCUUUCGGACACAGAGACCCAGCUGGUGGCCUUCAUCCAAGGCCUGAAGGAGGAGGGCUACCAGCCCACGAUUCUGAGGAGUAAGGAUGUGUACGGGUACAGCUCGUGCACGGCAGUCACGCCGACUCAGACGGGAGCAAACACUCAGCGCAACUGUGCCAGCACCACUGAGCCCACCCAGAGUCCAGCCAGGAACUCAGGGGCAAAAGUGGCCCCUUUGCCCACCAGCAUGCCAGUGAGAUCUUUGAAAGUCUCCAAAGGGGAUUCCAGAAAUCUCCUCUUGAGCUCCUUGAAGCAGACAGGAUCUGGCACAUCCAAGGCGGCGACGAUGGGCUUCCCUACAAGCAUGUAUCCUGACGUGUAUCCAGCUAUGAGACUGUCAGUGGUUCUGGAAGCCCUGGUGCCACUGAAAACUGCCACGUCCUGUUUGGAGUCCAAGUACACACAGGGGCGUCUUGGCAUCUCUCCCUCAGACCUUAAACUCCUCAAGACUUCAAGUGCACCAAGGCAGUUUUCUUCAGGCAAGAGCACUAAAAUAACCGAAGGCAAGGGGUACAAGCGUUUGGUUAAGAAAGCACCCGAUUCUGGCACCCGUGCUUUAAAGCUUCUGAAGGGACCAAAGGGGGGAGUGCUGCAGGAGAGCAACGCCUGCAAAGCCUCCGGAGUUCUCAACGGGAGAGUCGCAGGCAGCUCGUCCCAGGACUGCACCACAGCGCCACAGCCCAAGACCUUGAAAAUCAAAGAUAAGGAAGUUCUGCUGGGGAAAACAGAAUGGAAGGACAGCAGCACUUACCAGGAGGGCACUAGGCAGAAGAAGAGAAGAGCUACAGAGGCAAAAGAAGCACCACAGAGGAAAAAAGCAAAUACCAUUCCUGUCCGAAAGAAAAGUCGAAAGGCUCAGAGCACUUUGAACCUGCUAAAAUUCCGGACCAUCAAGGUGGGCAACUCUUCCUCUGAUGAUGAAGUGAGGAGGAGAGCACAGAAGAUUCUUAGGGUCAACUUGUCCCCUGUGAUCCAAAUUCAGCCCUUGUCCCAUUCUCAUAGUGUCCCCUGAAUUUCUUCACUUUGUCACUUUUUUCUGUAAGUAAGUAAAUACGAGCCUGGCACCAGAGCACAGAGAGGCCUAGGAGUGACUCUGUGUCUCUGGUGCCAAUAUGCCCACUAACCUGCAGACAGAGCAGCCCACUCUCAUGCUGUUCCUGCCUGUCUGCCACUGCUGUGCAGAACUGGCUGCAGAAAUCCAAACCCCUGUUUGGGAGUGUGGGACAGUGACUCUGGCCAGCAUUGAGCUGAGCAGGCCAGAGAGCUCACUUCUCACCACCCUUCCCUGAACGUGGCAGGCUGUGCUCUUGUGCAGGGGAGAACACAGGACUUUCUCAUAACAUUGAUGCACUGUGAUAUUGCUCUUUUUCAAGCUGUACAUUUACUGGUUUUAUUUUGAUCAAAUUUUAUAACUUUAUUAUCUAUAUAUCUAUAUAUCCAUAUAUGUGCAUAUGGCCCAGGAACUGUGGGAAGAUGCACUUCCUCCAUCCCUUUGGGAUUGGGUUUGAUAGCUUUUGUUCCUCCUUCCCUUCAGCUAGCCUUUUGUUGAAAGGUGCCAGAAUUCCUUUGUGGUUCAUUGUUGUGACAGUCUGUCCUGGGCUCCCUUGAGCAGCUCAGAGGCAGCAGCAGUGUAGCCACUUGUUUGUCUCCAGAAUGCCAAACAAUCUGGAGAAUUACCAGCUGGUAGUUUUAAUUCUGUUUUCAGUAUAACCUCUGCAUAACAGUGGGGGAGUGUCACAGGGCUGCAAGUCUGUCUGACAUCUUUGGGCACCUCCUCCCUUUGUGGGUAGCAGAAGUUUUGAACACAUGGUAGGGAUUUGCCUCCAAAGAGGAUUCCUCCUCAGCACCCAGCAUUACUCUGCUCUCCUAUACCCCAGGUGCAGCUAUGGAUCACCAGCUGUGACUGUUAGAGCCAAAGGGCUGGAAUUGUUAGCAUGAACUGUGUAGUGUCCUGCCCCCCAUGUAACUGCUCUGCUGUUGCUGGGUGUUCCAGGAGCAGAUCCCAGGGGCUGGUAGAGAACUGUUGGCUUUGGCUGGAGUUAAACCACAACAGAGACACACGCUGUGUUUGAAUGCUUUAGCUACAUCCUGCCAGUCCCAGACUCAGUGGGAUACUUGAGCCUGAGUUAAAGCAGAAAAGUGAAAAAUUUGGGAGCACAUACACCAGCACUUAAACAUAGAGGGUCUCUUUCUGUGGUUUGUGGGGAUGAAGCAGUAGGAGGGGAGAUGGGCAUCAUGUGGGGGGUGGCAGCCUUGCUGUGCCAUCAGGGAUGUUGUGAGAAGGUGUGUGGCAGGUGUGAGAGCUCUGUGUGGAAGGAGGAGUGCAGGCUCUGCCAUCCCUAGGAGGCACUGCAGAACUGCUGCACACGGCUGCUGUCACCUCCCUGCACCGGGCACGCUGUUGGAUCAGAACACGACUCUGUGCUCUCUGCACUCCACAGGGAGGGAUCUACUAAUCCCAGGAGAAACACCUCACUGGAGCAGUUAGUGCUGCUGCUGCUGUCACCUGGAAGGGACAACCUGCUGUCCUGGGGAAAGGAAGAGGCAUUGGGCUGGGUAUGGGCCUGGCUCUGGAUAUUGCUGUCUGCUCAGAUGUCUGCAGCAGUAGUGUAAUCCACUCAUUCUCUCACCAGCUCAAAACACCAGUUGUCUGACCUAAUAAUCUCUGUGGACAUUGGCUGAAGGGAUGAGCUCCCCAGGGAAGUCCCAGGUCCUUAUAUUUGAGCCUCACCCCCAAGCACCUGGUUGGAUUUCAGUGGUUUAUAAAGCGGGUCAGUGUCUGAUCCCCAGCACAGAAAGGAAGACUGGUAUGGAGAGGAGAGAGGAGGUUCAUGACAGGGUGAGAAGGCAGGGAAGUUGAGUGUUCUGAGGUGCAUCUGGGUUCUCCUCUCACCCACAUAGAGCAGGGUGGAGGUUCACUUUCACUGAGCAACCUGGUCUAGUGUAAAGUGUCCCUGCCCAUGGAACAAGAUGGUCUUUAAGAUCCCUUCCAACCCAAGCCCUUCUGUGAUUUUAUGAUUCAGGGAAUGAUUGCAAGCCCUGAACCCCAGACUUGGGUUCUGAGUUGCUGUCAGAGAUCAUAACUUGCAGUGUUUGAGAGUGACCUGUGAAUGCCGCUGCUUGGCUGCCAAGGAGGAGGAAAUAUUUUCUUCUGCUUCUGUGUUUUAAAAUGCCCUGGCAGAGAGUUCCCUGUCCUGACCUGGUGCUGGAUGAACAGGGGCUCUCCAUCACUGUCAACUGGCCAAAAAUUGCUUUGUUCCUUUUGUUCCCACUCCUUCAGACCUUUCUCAUUCCCACGCUCUCAAAUGCCAGGUCUUGAAGUCCUGCACUGGUGUUUCUCUUUUGGGCUGUUUCCCGAGGAGGGCUCUGAACUCCUGCCUGUGGUAUUGCUGUCAGGCUGCUCAGCAGCUUCCCCCGUUCCCAGACCCUUAUAAGGGCACUGAGAGCUGUCUUUGGAGUCUCCUUAUGCAGCACAGGCGUCCCAGCUGAGCCCUUGGCCUCCGCUGGGAAAAACAACGUGCAUCAACAAGGCUGAAUCCAGGUCGGAGCCUCUUUUUAUCCAGCCUGAGUGGGAAGCUGAGCACCUGAGGCCAACUUACCAGGGCACAUCCCUCCUCAUCACUGUGUGUCUUCUCUCAGCUGUACUGCUGCCUGCCUCUUCACUCUUUUCUAUCACCUCUUGUCUUUCACAGCUUGGGUCUCUGCCAGUCAAGGACUUGACUUGUAUUGUUGCUUAACACAUCCAGCACAGCAGCCUUUGUGCUGCCGUGCCUUUCCCAGCACUGAGCUGAGUUCUGUGCGUGCUUAGUGGUGACAGUUUGCCCUGUGUCCUUCCAGGCCACCAGCAAAAGGUGUUCUGCUCCACAGGGAGAGACAAGCUUUGGAAACACCUCUGUGCCACUGAGGCUGCUGCCAGGGAAGUGAGCACACCAUAGCUGUGUGCUCAGGGACUUGCUCAUCACCAGUCCCCUCUCUGUCACUCUCCUGUGCAUCUCUAACAGACCACAGGGCCCUGAGCAGCAGGGCAGUGCUUAACCUCCAUUCCCUGCCCUCCUCUUGCCUCUUCCUCCUCUUGCAGGUGCUUUGGGAACUUGACUGAAAGGGUUGCAGGUUGUUAUAGAGGGGUUUACAGCCUCUGUGCCAAUGCCAGCAACUGCUGCCCUGGUACCAGCCAGCACUGGCAGAGGGGGUGCCUCAGUCUGGCACAGGUUGGCUCCCCCAUCCUUCAGCUCAUGCCCAGGUGUGGGUGCUCCUGGUGCCCUGGGCAUGUAACACUGAUGUGCACGGGGCUGCAGAGGGACUCUGUGUGCGUGUUGCUCUCUGCUGUUCAGGGUAGAUGAAGGGUUUGAUCAAACCAGAGCUACCUAAGACCUGAUCUAGCCAGAGGUCUCCUCCACAGGUCCCUUCUAUCCUGUGUUAGUCUGUGGCAGCUGAGUAACACUUGCAGGGAUCUGUGCAACAGUAACUGGCAGGCACAGAGAAAUGCAUUGCCCAGAGCGCUGUGGUCUCUGCUGAGCAUGUGGUAUGCACCUUGUCCAGACCUGUUUCUGUAUUAGUCACUUUGAAUUCAUCCAAGUGCCUAACCUGGCCUGUGUUGUUCUGGGCACUGUGACAGCAGAGAGCUUUGGAGACUCUCUGAGGAAUGCUUUUAACGCAUGGAUUUGUGCCACUGUCACUUCUAGAAAUGAUUCGGCUAGCGGUCAAAGGGCUCUUCUUCCAACUGAUUUUUUUGGAAAUAAUUUCUCCUUUUGUUCAGCUGCCAAGGAGCAGUUUAUGCUUCCUUUCCACCAGACGAGGUCCUUGAGCUUCCUGCAUGCUUCAGAUGUCCGUCAGCAAGGUCCGUGGGGAGAGCAGCCUGUCCGGCAGGCAGCUGAAGGGGAAGCUGACAUCAGAUACCAGUUGAAAUCACAAGUUAAUUGGUAGAAAUGUUCUGAAGCUCAUGUCCACUGUGAUCAGAUUUCACCAUCUGCCACUGCUUAUGGUUGUAGAAGUUUCUCCUCAGCCUCUUCCCUGCAAGCCAUGUAGCGUGUUGCUGCUGCUGCUUCUAAACUAUUUGCAUCCCCAUGAGCCAGCUGCUGUAGCAAUCCUUGUACAGAAUUUCUUAAGCACUUCUUUUGCAAAAAAAGAAGGGAUUAUUUUUGUUCUGCUUGGCAGCCCAUGAGUGAUAUUUCAGUGUGUGGAUGAGGUGUGCUCCCUGGAGUGCUCACCUCACUGGGCAGCUCUCAGACCAGGUCAUACUACCAGGGCUGGGGUUAGUGGGCUGAGAUCCCCCAGUGCCUGGUGCUUCCUUGCAUGGAGUUCAGCCAGUUGCCAGCUAGGAACAUGCCAGGGGAAUCAGCAGCAGCAUGGCACAGAUGGGUGAUGCUGCACAUGUGGCUCCAAGGUUCUGCUCCGCAGCUGCCUGUGGUUUGUGGUCUGUCCUCCAGGCCCCCCAGUACAGCAGGAGCAUUUCUCCAGCUCCAGGUGUGGCAAGAGGGGCUGGGAGGCUCUGGAUUUUGGAAUUGAGCACAGAGUUUGUGCCCUUUAAAUUGUGACUUGUGCUGUGUUCAUGGCCAGAACUUGCCAGCGUGCGGGGGUUCAGCCAGCCCAGCAGUUCUUCCGCUUUGGAUCCAAGUUCCCUGCCCUGUCUAGAAGCUGGGCCUUUGGCCAUGGCUCAAGGGAUCCCUGGGUAUGGAGAGCAGGUUUGUCUCUCAGCUCCAGCUGGGCAGUGUGACUCCAGCUGAGCAGCUUCCCGGGCAGGAAGGCAGGUUCUGGUGGGAGGAUCCUUUUUUUGACUGUGGUUGGCAGGGUUGGUUCUGAGCUGUGGAGCACCGGCUGCUCAGCCAGGCUGGUUGGUUUUUGUGGAAGUGACAGUUUCUUUUUCAGUCUUCAAAAGGGCACUGGCCUCUUUGCUCCUGUGCUCAGAUGGGGAUGGCCUUGCAGGAGUUAAGGUGGCCCAUGGGGAGGACAGCAGUUUUGGGAUAUCUGGCACCUUCCUGACAAUGCUGCAGCCCUCAGCUUUGCCAGCUACCUGGGCUGGCACAACCUGUGGAGAGCCCAGCAGGGCAGGAUGCUCCUGAGCCCUCACAUUCUGGACUCUGCUAGAGAGCACCAUGCUAGGGUUUCCCUCUCCUUGCAGCCUGUUCUGCCUGGAGCUGGAUGCUGUUAGGAAGGUGCCAGGUGUCUUGGAGGAAUGUUGUCCCAGAAGACAUGAGAGGCUAGCCUUUGUCACCAGGUCAUCCCUGAGUGUGGAAUGAAGCUUGUCUGUAGUUGGGACACUGCUGGAACUUGCAGGUUGGCCAGCAGCUGCCUCCAAAGCCAUGGUGCUGAGGCCAGACCCCUCCCUUUGCUUAGGAGCACUAAGGAAGGCUGGUGAAAAAGCAAGAAGCUGGGAGUAGGGAAAGCUAAAAAUGCCAGCAGCACCUGGACAGCCAGCAGCCUGCUGCUUCUGUGUCUGCUGCAGAAGAUGUGCAAAAGUGGAGCCAAGGCUGUGGCUUUUCACAUCACUGUCUUCCCUCCAUCCCUGCCUGGCCACAGAGCUCCCCCUACCCUGCCUGGCAGCAGUACAUGCACACUGGUGCUGCAGGGGAGUGGGAGUCCUUUUGGAGCAGGUACCCCCCAACCCUUCAUUCCCAUCCUUCAUCAGUCUCACAAUCUGGCACUGCUCAUGUGGCCUCCAAAACACCUUCCCCAGAGAGUCCUUUAAAGGCCUUAUUAUCGUCUGGGACUCUCUCCUUAUUGUCUUAAUUAGCCCUUUCCAUUCCUGUGUUUCUGUGGCUACAGGCAGCCCCUGUGAGUGUCUGGUGAUUCCCACAGACACAGGCACAUGGUGCUGUUUGAAAAGAGAAGGUGCUGCAGAGCUACCCCCCGAAAUACCUCCCCUCCUGCCCCUGCUGCACCGCCCUGCCCGGGCCAGGACUGGGACAAGAGGAGUGUCAGUGUUUGUUCAUGGUGGGGAAGGCACUGUGUGAUGCCCUCUCUCCUCCUGGGUCCUGGUGCAGCUCUCCUGAGCUGAGGAGGAGCAUUUCCUGAGCACAGGCAUGGCAGCUGCUCUGAGUGACACGGGGGCUCUGGGUGGGCACUGCCCAGCCACUCUCUGCCAACCAGCAUCUCCAUGAGAGCCGACUCCACACAGCUGCACCGACCUGCUCCAGCUGAGAGCAGCACCAUGGGCUCUGCUGUGGCAUUCCUUGGUGUUGGGGCAUCCUGAGAAAUGCUGGGGAGCAGCAACUGCAACCUGCAGGACAAUGACCAUCUUGUUCUUGAGUGAACUUUUUACUGUUUCAUUUGUUUGUGUAGAAUGUUUCUGAAGUUCUAAUAAUAUUUAAUGUUAAUAUGAAGCUGGGCUGUUCCACACUCAACGUUGUAUAUUUUGGAAUGGCAUUGCUUAGUGAAAAGACAGCAUUAGUAUUAUUCCACUCUUUGGAAGGGAAUGGGACAAAAAACAGACUGUCAUUUUUCUUAAAUGAAGUGAAUUUUGUUAUGAAGUCCUAGCAGGUGUCCAGCCCUUCAGUAAAAUGGUGCUCAGAACCAC